Messenger RNA from Batrachochytrium dendrobatidis JAM81, 675 nucleotides. RefSeq lists its product as uncharacterized. NCBI's taxonomy places the organism in Eukaryota, Fungi, Chytridiomycota, Chytridiomycetes, Rhizophydiales. The record is from RefSeq and is a predicted model, not a curated record. The transcript is spliced from 3 exons. Bases 1 to 675 code for a protein of 224 amino acids.
AUGAGGGUGUCUGCAAAAAACAGCUGGAAAUGGAAUGCGUUUGUGGAAAUAGAAAACAUCAUACACAAGAUGACAACAGUAUUGCAUACAUACAAAUCAAAGUAUGCUAUCAUGAUUGCCAACGGAUUGAUUGAAAACAACUUUAUAUCCAACUUGCUCAUCAACAACCAACAACUUUGCAAGAUCCUUCUUGCCAAUAUCACAGUAUCUGGAUGGAAAUACGGAACCGAUUCAAACUGCUGUCAAUCAAUACUGUCAUUCAACACUGCAAGGCUGACAUUGACAAGUUGUUUGACAUCUCAUUAUCUCCAAAGAAAAACGGAAUCCAGACCAGAUUCGCUUGGAAUGUCAACAACAACUGACUGUUUGUUGCUACAUCAAGACUUGUCAGUACAGACCCACAAAAUACAAUGUAAAAGUCAAAAGAUUACAUUAAAACAGACAUUAUGGACAGAUUCUACAAAGGAAAUGGCUGUAUCAUCUGGCAUCAAUUCAGACACACUUGUCAGUCCUGUUCCGUAUACAAUGAGUCACAUAUGGACACAUAUGGACACCAAUGCAACAAUCAAGAAUCAAUUGUCAUUUACAAGUCCGAAUUGCCAACCAACAAUCGUACUAAUGGACCAACGGACCAAUGCCAAAACACCUGCACAUCAGACAGUUUAUUGGACAUGA